AUGGAUGCCCUGGACGUUCUGCAACAAGUCCACCCGUUUGUUGGGGUGGCUAUACUCGCUUUCAAGGCCGUCAUCAAUCUUGAGCUAACACGAAGAGAGAACGAUCGUAGAGUUGGGUUGAUGAUCGCUCAGGCAUCUGAUAUGAUGGACAUGCUUCUCCAACUUAAGGACACCAGAGACCCUGCCAUCGUGGGACCUAAUGGUGAGAUUCGGGGGCGUCUGGAACGUAUCACGGACGCCAUGAAAAAAGAUAUCGAGGAUUGUGGAAAUGCCAUUGACAAGUAUUACAAGUCAAAAUUCAUAGUGAAAUUCUUCAGAUCAUCCCAUUGGGCGAGCGAAUUCCUGAAAAUUUGUAAAAGCUUUUUCGCGCGCACGCAGGACCUUCAGUUCGCCUUAAAUAUUAGGACGACGUUGAGAGUUGACAUUGCGAUCGAUAAGUUGGAGAAGCUGAUCCAGAGGCCAACCGAACGGGAAGCGAGAUUCGAGAAAGAAGUGCAAAUGCGCGAUGGGAGGGAGAAAUGUUUGGAAAGCGAAGACAAAUUAGCAGAGCUACUGAAAUUUGCCGAGAAACGGGAAGCACGUCCACAGAAUAAAGCGCGUGCUAAUCCUCUCUCCAAAGAUGUUCAGCCUACCUCCAAGACCACUUCGGCGAGUGGGUUGGUCGUCGAGCAGUACCGCCUUGAUGCCUCGCUACUUCACGAACUGCGUGCUCCUUUACGCAGCUUACUCGACGAGAACCGCGCGCUCUUCAUGUUCAAGCUCGACACACAGACAUCUGACAUUAAAGACGCUAUCAAGGAUUCCGAAGCGCGCAUCAUGUGUGCUUUCAACAGCAGAUUCCGACGGGUCAAGGAUCCAAAAUGGUCAACAAGUGUCAAGACGCUAUACUUUAUCGCAGAACUCUAUGACUAUUACGUCGAUCGUUUUGCCCGCAUCCGUCAUGAUGCUCCACCCGCACAAGCGAUAUCAGGUGGUUCAUCUUUGGUGUUGCGCGUCCCAUCCCCAACCCCUACUGUCUCAGUCACCUCUGAUUCAGAAGGAGAAGACCACGAGCUUCCUAUAGUCAAUCUUGCAGACAAGUGGUGCUUGAAAUACUUGACCGCUUUUUACGUUCCAAGUUUAUCCGAAGGCUUCGAUGGCGAUGCAAAUGGUUUGGUCAGCAUAAGGGAAGUGAAUGCCUUCACUUCCACGAUCCCUUCAGGUUGGAGUCUUCCACAAGCACUCGCAUACUGGGCUGCAGGUUGGAGAGUGGAUAGCCAAUAUUACCACACACGAAUUGAACAGAUCUUGGACAGCAUGGUUUAUGUGCAAGCAGACGCACUUCCAGAAAACAGUGGGUGUAUCGCGACAUACUUGAAUUCAUAUGCGAUCGAUGGUAUCAAACGGCUAGUCCGUUCUCUUACAGAGCCUGGAUCAGAGGAUUUGGACUCAGAUCUCACGCAAUUGACUGCUCGGCGUCGUACAGCUCAGGAGGAGAUCUUGGCGGAUAAACUUGACAUUGUGAAGUAUGAAAUAGACUCCAUGGAUUCCAUCAAACUUUUCGGAUCUGGACGCAUUGAAAAUUUCUUGCUGCCUUUACUUUACCUCGUCAUCAGGAGGCAUUUACACAUCAUGAGACUCGCCAACACAGUAAUUCUAGUAGAGAGAGAACUUGAGUCUGCAACUCAAACGAUAGAAAAUAUCCUGCAAGGAGUGUCUCUGCGUGUGGAGCAACUGGCAGGUGCGCUUUAAGCUGUGUCGCGAUUAUCUAUUUUCUUCCACCAUUUCAGCAUCCUUCCGUCAACAGGGG
This is a messenger RNA of Suillus paluster, 1789 nucleotides long. RefSeq lists its product as uncharacterized. Bases 1 to 1731 code for a protein of 576 amino acids. The transcript has 8 exons. The record is from RefSeq and is a predicted model, not a curated record. NCBI's taxonomy places the organism in Eukaryota, Fungi, Basidiomycota, Agaricomycetes, Boletales, Suillaceae.